Messenger RNA from Aegilops tauschii subsp. strangulata, 2408 nucleotides. RefSeq lists its product as uncharacterized. Gene Ontology annotation, biological process: protein phosphorylation; cell surface receptor signaling pathway. The record is from RefSeq and is a predicted model, not a curated record. Gene Ontology annotation, cellular component: plasma membrane. Lineage: Eukaryota; Viridiplantae; Streptophyta; Magnoliopsida; Poales; Poaceae. Gene Ontology annotation, molecular function: ATP binding; protein serine/threonine kinase activity.
UUUGACCAGAAGCGCUUGCGCCAAUUUGUGGGACAGUGCUUGAUUUGUUGCUACGUGCAUAGAGAAAAAGGAGCAUAUCGAAUUGUGGUUGCGCCAGUUCGUGGUUGGAAACUUGGAAGUGCUAUGGCCCCUUUGGAUGGACACUAGUACCAGAAGUGGUCCAUUACAUCGUCAUCGCCUCCCUCGCAACCCAGGCCAUCGAUCGUUCUACAGAACUGUUACGCCGCCCAGCUGCAUGCCGUGGUGGCAGGUCAGAAAACUUUACUUGGAGAUCAGCUACAUAACCCUUGUUCACAUAAUGGAGCGCUUUGAGGACAUGAUUAGAGAAUUCAUCAAAAGCAACGAAAGGGCAAAGCGGAGACCAGUGAACAAUCAUGGUAUAAAUAACUUCACAGAAGAUGAGAUUAAAAUGAUUACGAAGAACUACAAAAAUCCCAUAGGCAAAGGUGCCUUUGGAGAAGUUUACCGAGGCGUUCUUGAUGAUGGUAGUACAGUUGCAGUCAAGAAAUAUAUCUGCCAGAAUUUGAAAGACGGGUUUGCUAAGGAGAUAACUGUUCAUUGCCGAAUUGACCACAAGAAUGUUGUUAGGCUCUUGGGCUACUGUUUAGAAGAAAAUGCUUUAAUGAUUGUCACCGAGUAUAUCCCUGGAGGAAACCUCAAAGAUCUUCUCCAUGGCAGUGAUGAUCACAUUUCUUUGGAUGCAAGGUUGGGUAUUGCUAUAGAAUGUGCUGAGGCAUUAACAUGCAUGCAUUCAUUGCAUCAACCAAUCAUUCAUGGUGAUAUCAAGCCUGACAACAUACUUCUAGAUGAGAACUUGGGCGCAAAAUUAUCCGACUUUGGAAUAUCAAGGUUGCUUUGCAUGGACGAAACUGCUUACACCAUGCACGUUGCAGGAAGCAGAGGUUACAUGGAUCCAGAGCUCUUUGAAACUGGACGGGUCGAUCCUAGAAAUGAUGUUUACAGUUUCGGGGUUGUUAUGGUAGAGCUUGUUACCAGGGCAAAGGUAAAUGAGAAUGGGAUGAGUACCGGAGUCACGAGAAACUUCACUCAAGCUAUUGAAAAGGGGAAAACAGCAAGAGCGAUGUUUGAUACUAAAAUAGCAAACGUGAGCAACAUGAAAGUUCUGGACAAUAUAGGAAAGCUUGCAGCUGAAUGUCUCAGAAGGGAUAUAAAAAAACGCCCUGAAAUGAAAGAUGUUACAGAACGUCUACGGGCUCUUAGAAAAGCUUACUGCCAGCAAGAUCAAGAAAAAACAGGUCGGUGGUCAAUGAAAAAUGUGAACCGAAAAGGACAAAGCAUUUCCGCCAGUUCUAACUCUACUAUGUACUACAAGCUGAACAAUUUGGGCAUGUUUAGUACUUGGAAUGCACCCCGGAAUUUCAUGAGGAACGCAGGUCCAAUAGUAGAGCAAAUGCAAAACCUGAGGGUUUUCACAAGAGAAGAAAUAAGAAAAAUCACCAAUGGUUAUUCAUCAGAUGUAAUUGCCAAGUGUUCAUCUUGUGAGGUCUACAAAGGGACUCUUGAGGACAACACAUUGGUGGCAGUGAAUAUAGAGACCGCAGUGGAUGAAGCCCAUAGUGAAUCCUUUACAAAUAGCAUGCUCAUCUAUUCCAUCAUUCUCCACAAUAACAUUAUCAAACUGUUGGGUUGUUACUUGGAGGCGGAUGUCCCAAUAUUGGUGUAUGAGUUUGCUGCAAACGGGAAUCUCCAGGACAUCCUUCGUGGCAACUACAGCUUCCCGCUUGGUAUACGUCUAGAUAUCGCAGUUGGAUGCGCGGAAGCGUUAGCAUAUCUGCAUUCACGAUCCUUUGCAUUUGUGGGUGCUAACGUCACAUCCGCCAACAUACUGCUAGAUGACAGUUUGGUACCGAAGGUCUCCGGGCCUCUCUUCAUAUGUCACAGCAUCAGUAGCACAUCAGGUGAUGUUUACAGUUUUGGAAUUCUCCUUUUGGAACUUAUAACCAGGAAACAAGGAGGGUAUCGCAACAACAGCCCGCAGGAACUGAGGAAAGCUUACAUGAAAAAAGGGCACACCAUGUUUGACAAGGAGAUAGCCGCGAAGGCGGACAUUUUAAUACUUGAAAGGAUCCAGAUGGUUGCAAUGGACUGUUUGAAACUGGAUGCAUUGGCGCGACCAAAAAUGGCAGAGGUGGCAGAGCGGCUUCAGAGGCUUAAAAAUGUCGAAAGCACGGGAAGCGAACUGCGGGAGCUCUCCAUGCUGAGGAGGUUGGUAGCUUCCAGUAUCAGCAAAGCUAGAGAAAACACUACCCCGGCCACCUGAGCAGAAACAUGGAAUUUGUGAUCAUUCAUUUUUGCAAUUUACUACUCCACGCACGCCAUAGUGUGUAUUGUACUGCCAAUUUGGCAUUGCUGUUUCUGUCAGAUCGGCAUUGAGAGCUUCCCUUCCA